Messenger RNA from Penaeus indicus, 1366 nucleotides. RefSeq lists its product as uncharacterized. Gene Ontology annotation, molecular function: RNA binding. Bases 169 to 1284 code for a protein of 371 amino acids. NCBI's taxonomy places the organism in Eukaryota, Metazoa, Arthropoda, Malacostraca, Decapoda, Penaeidae. The transcript has 7 exons. The record is from RefSeq and is a predicted model, not a curated record.
CGAACGCCCACAAGACCUCAAGUUCACACAACAAUAACACGCGGACGCAGAUCUUGGCUGCAAAACACACGGUCCAACUUCAGACCUUGGCACUAAUCAAGCAGAAGCUGAUUUGUGGCCUUGAACAAAUUGUAACCCUAUAUUUUGUAGGUUAGAAAAUUUCUAAAAAUGAAGCUAGAAGUCAGAAAUAAGAAGAAACCAGCAGCACCUUCAGUAAAGACAACAGGGAUCAAGAAGAAGACCUCAGCACCUUCAGGAGUUGCAAAAAAGGUGAAGAAGGCAGCUGCUACAGAGGAAGUGAAGAAGGCCAUUACAAAGGAGGUGAAGGUCAAGAAAGUGAAUACGGCCAACCCCUCUCCAGGCGGUAAGAAAAAAGCUGCUGUAGGGUCGGCAGCGAAGGUGGUUAACAAGAGGAAGAAGGCAAACAAGAAAGCCAAUGUUGCUUCAGGAAAGACUAAAGAGACAGCAGGUGAUGCAGCCUCAAAGGGGAAAGUGGGAAUCAAGAGAAAGCAGGAGGAGAAGGAAAACAGCAGUGUAGAUGCAGGAGAAAAGAAGAAGGUUAGGAAGAAAAGCAAUGCCAGUGAGCAGAAAAGCCAGGCUGAUGGUGGGAAGCCUGGAAAGAAAGGAAACAAAGCAGGACCUAAACUGAUAAGACUACAAGGAAAACUCUCUGAAAUCUUCUGGAAUCGAAGCUUAGAAGUCAAGGCACGAACCCUUAUUGUGGCAAUGAAAGACUUUAGUGUCAACCAAAGCUCUGACCCCGUAUUUGAGAGCGCACAUCGGAUCCAAACAAAUAAACUGAAAAAAUUGAUAUUUUUGGAAUAUAAGACAAAGGCGGAGGCAAAGGCAAUGAAGAACGUCUUACAAAAGAACAAGCAGAUCAAAUAUGCAAAGUUCAUGAGCAGGGUAAGCAAAGAAGUGAAGAGACCUGAUGCCAUUAUGGUGCACCCAAAAAGGUUGUACAUUGGAAAUGUGCCUAGCGAGAUGACAAAUGCAGACCUGAAGAUGAAGUUCCCAACAGCUCUUUCUGUUAUUGUCACUCAUAGUAAAGGCAAGGCAAAAUUGAUCUUCAAAAACAGGAAAGAUGCAAAAGAGGCCUUUGAAGCAUCCUCCAGUGUCUGGUGCAAUGGUGUGAAGUUGACUGUCCUGUACUUUGUGCCUCAAAGUAAGCCUGGAGGGAUAAAGAUGAAGAGCACUGGAAAGAACACAAAGGGACAAGCCAAGAAAAAUGUGAAGGGGAAGAACACCAGUCCCAAGAAGAAGAAAAGUCAAACGACAGAGUAAUUACUUGUUAAAUGGUAGGAUGUUUUCUUUUUUUUUUUCUUAUAAUUCUGUAUUUUCCAGAAUAAAAAUACAAAAAGUAAAA